CCACAGCAUGUGGAUUGACACGAGGGUAGAAAACGAGAGAAUUUGCCGUCUAGACGAGCACGAAACCUGAAAAUUGGACUUAGAUUAAAGAUACGUAGCAACGCGAAGCUCCUUGCCUACCUAGUUGUACUGCCAGCCGUCAGUUCGUUUGGUUUCCGUUUUUCGUUACCAAGAUGGGGGCUGAAAAGCAAACUGUCGUGGUCGUCGUCGACCCCUACAGCUCCGGGAAAUACCUGGUGCAAGAGCUGAAGGAUCAGGGUUGGCCGAUGGUCGCAAUUUAUGGCUUUGGAAAUUGCUCGCACUAUAGUCGUUUUAUAGCUCGCGAUGUCACCAAGACUCCUCAAUUUCAUGAUUGGCACAACUGGCACUUCGCGCGUGCGUGUCACACGCAAUAGCCCGCCCUUCUUCAUAGUAACCAGAGCGCGUUGGAGUUGGCACCGUUUUGGCUGCAGCAGUUGGAGCCGGAUCAUUUCGUGGAAACCUUUGCGCACACCACGAUCGAAGAAACGCUCAAGAAGCUGGAAAAAUACAACGUGAAGGCAGUCACUCCUGGAAGUAAUUAUUCUGAAUUGAGCAAGUGGCUACGAUUUCGAGGACCAUGAAAUAUCGUUGUUGGGAUGCGAUUAGAUAUCGCAGAGGUUAGUAUUUGUUGCAAUGAAUUUUAGCAAGAGGUGCUGACGUCGUGACUACCUUCUACAAACCUUCCGCUUAGGCGAGCCCGGCGUCUUUCUUUCGGAAGACCUGCAGGAAGCACUGAGACUGACUGCAGUUAACGGAAGCGCGACAAAGGAAUGGCGUCGCCACAAGUAUGCAAUGCAGGAGCGCCUGCGAGAGGUUGGCGUGCGCGCUGUACGACAAAUCUAUGCUAAGGAUGCCGCUGAGGCUCUGGAGUGGCACAAGGAAAAGAACAUGGGACAAUGGCCGAUUAUUGUCAAACCGGGUAAGAUGUGUUGAUACCAUGCUGUAGCCUAUAGAGUAAAAGUUUGAGUGCCGGAUCCAGGUUCUUUCGAGUCCAGUUUAUUUUUUCCCUUUCUCUACAUCCUCGACACCAAUUCCAGCUAUGUCCGGCGGCACUGACGGCGUCUAUUGGUGCCAUUCUCCUGAAGAUGUUGACACUGCUUUUGCGGCAGAGUGCGGCAAGGUCAAUGUUAACGGCGAACUAAAUGACUGUCUUCUGGCCCAGGAGUUUUUGCAGGGUAUUGAAUAUAUUGUCGACUGCGUCUCCUACGAUUCCAAGCACGUGCUGUGCGGUAUCUGGCAGUACAAGAAGGUUCAUGACCCCAAGACGCGUUCCAUCUUUAUGACUGUAGUAGAUGUGAGGGUCUUGUUUCUACUAUGUAUCGUAAGCCUCCGUGAAUCUCUCUUCGAGACUCGUACGGAGAGGAGAGGAAAGAUCCCUUUGGUCGUCUGACUCAGGUCACCUGCCUCGGUGUUCGUCGACUCUACUCAGGUCACCCAUCAUCCUCGGAGUCGAUGAUGUGCUGGGGGGCUCGAUGUGCGGGAUCCAUAAUUUAACCUAACCUCGUAGGGACAGUUGCUUUUGGAGAGGAGAUGAACUAAAAGGGUACCGAACCGACCACGGCGACUCUUCUGAAAGCCAAUCAGCUCAGGGCAUCUCUCUCUACGACCUCGGAGGAGGGCAUCAUCUCUAAUGCCGCGUACCACAACGGUAAAAUGAUUGCGUCCACUGGCGAGGUGCAAGACCAACUGGUGGACUACAUGUUCAAAUGCCUAGAUGCCUUGGAUAUCAAGUACGGCGCGAGUCACGGUGAAGUGAUCAUGACUCCGGACGGCCCUUGCUUGGUGGAGGUGGGCGCUAGAAUGCAAGGUAUUGUAGUUAUGAUACAGAAAGCUUCUGACAAUGCAGAAGGGUCAUCCUUUUGUAUCGGAUCAGGCUAAUAAGUUCCACAUCCUUGACAGAAUCUCUUUUGAAGAAAGUAAAAUCCUUCUAACCAUCUUUGUUGCAGUGUGAUCAGCCCGAUGUAGUUGUCCGCUGAUGAAACUCUAUCUUGGCUGUGGUUCUGGAAAGACCACGUGUCAUGGAGAAACAAAUCAUCUUAGUAGAAUCUCGUUAAUCUGAGGAUUCUCAUUGGGCUGCAUCAUUGAAGUUUUCGUCAUCUGUAGUGAGGAAGUCGGGAGUGCAUAACUUAGCUUUACGAAGUAAGUAUAUUACUCUCACAGUGCGGAUCCAUUGUUGCAAUGCACUGUAAAACAUGAUCCAACUAAGUCUUGUGAUCAUGUUUUAAUUCUACCUUAUUGUAAAGAAGAAAUUGGUCUCGUCUAUUUUUCUUCGGAUUUGUAUCAGCCCUAUCGGACAGGUCUCAAGGGCCCAAUGCUGACGGGUAUGGCGACCGGGGUCAGCGUCCACGAAUUGGUCGCGGAUGUUUUGGUCAAUGAUGGACGCCUUCAUAAGGAGUUAGCCAAGCAGAACUUCCGAUACCAGCAGAAAAAGUUCGUUUCGCAGUGCCUCUUCAACAAUCCGUCGAAGUGCGGUACUAUUUUUGCCUCUAUUUCUUUUGUCGAACCUUGAUGGCACGCACGAGAGCUAGGAAAAUGUAAAGUAAGUGACAUACCACGCACAGUUCAAAUCUGUUGUAGACAAAAACAGAUACCUGCUUUAGUAGCCUAAGAUUUACAUUUCGUUAUUUAUACUCUGGAAGAAGUGUCUGACAGAGCACUUAUCUAUCCUCGUUUCCUGUAGGUGUAUUAACUAAGGCUAUCGACGCGGAAGGACGGGUUCGUGAUUUGAAGAGUUGCCUCGGGGUCUAUCCGACGAUUAAGGUCGGUGAUACCCUGGUGCCGACACGGGAUUUGGCAACGUCUCCGGGGGCCUUCCUCCUCUGUCACGCGCGGGAAGAAGUUAUCGCCGCAGACGAAGCCAAAGUUCGGGAAAUGGAAGGUAGAUUUGGAGUGAUACAAGGACCAUCGCGACUUUGCGGAAGUUCAAUUGACUUCUCACUCUGAUCUCGAUGGUUCUCUUGCUGUCAACAUGAUUCAUACAUUGAAAUUUUGUAGCUUCGUAAUUAUCAUACUACCAUCUCGUCAAAUAACACAUGUUGCUUUGAUAACCCGCAUCAGCCGACGACCUGUUCGAAGUCGGCCUGCCGUCUCCGGUGACUCCUGGAGGAACGAAGCUGGUGCACCACGUUUCGCCUUAUGUUGUUUCUCCCCGUCAGGACUUCUGUCGUGACACCUGUGAUGAUGCCUUCGAUCCGGAAUUGCAUGAAAUUGAGCUCAACUUCGAAGAUCCGGCAGACCCCAAGAACGAUGCGAAGUUGGAGGGUCGGUCCUCGCGUUUGAGUGGUGUUUCGCACACGUCGUCGCGGAAGAUUAAGGCACAGCGUAUUGGUUGUUGAUACAGUAAUAGCAGGGCGAUCUUGUUAUCAUCUGUGGACUAUAUCUACGCCAUUUUCAUAGAGGGUGCAUGACAUGCGAUGCCUCUUCUUGUGCAACAAAUGUUCAACGUGGGCCUUCUACAUCGAGCAUAGGAUGAUAGACAAAUCAGAUACGAGGAUGAGGAAUGAGGUCUGAGCAGAGUAGUACUAAGAUGCUCUAAGAAAUCAAGCGGUUUCAAACAACUCGAAUCGCCUGGAGACGUCAGAGUCAGUGACUCACCAACACUGCUCGGGGCGUGAGCGAGGGCUGCUAGCCAUGGUGGAUUCCGCACGAAGAUGACACUAACUUUCAUAUUCGUUUCUGACUUGAUAAGAAAACUGAAUCUUGAACAAGGCUGUACAGAACUAGAACAACAGACACAUCUUCACGUAGUAGCGCAGCGAGUGCUUGACUUGCAAGGGAGGACUUCGUGCUGGCCUUCAAAUUUUGGUACUAGGGCUCGUUCGCAUAUGCCAUAAUAUUCGAAAAGGGAAUUGUAUGCUACAACACAGUGUCGACUUAACCUCUCUUAGCCGAGAACUCCGUGGUGGGACGAAUCGAGAGUACGAUCCCACCCAAAUAUGCCAAUGCCUGCCAGCCGCAGCAGCAUUUUCCUACAUAGCCUAUUGGCGUUACUGCCCUACUAUAUAAUUUGACUUUUCGACAACCCCAAAGAAAUCAACGUCUAUAUUUUUUGUUUGGUGGAGUGCGAACUAAAAUGAUGAGAUAUGUAUAUUCCUUGUUUUCACGACGGGAUCUGAUACGAGGAUGCAUGAUAUAUAAUACUCAAGGUACAGCUGAGUAUGUCUUUUUGCGUUAGACAGAUUCCGUUUCGAAAAAUGUUAUGCAUAGUACGAAAAGCAAAAAGAUAAUACACUUCAACCAACAGCGGUCGUAAUUUUCUACAGUCUUGUACAGUUCCACACUCUCAUGAGGACUCACAUAAGAAGGCACGAGUCGAUGAAUUUUUUCGCAGAGCAAGAACUAGCCAUAUAUGACGGAAGAGAGGUACAGACUCAGACAGACACGGUGGCUGGAAAUACAUACUAACGUCCUAAAGAUUCGCAUGACAAUGACAUCGACCAGAUCAUACACAGAGUGACUUGGCUUACCAGGACUACACGUAUUACAUAAACAUAGACUGCACAUGGUUAUGUUUUGCUACUUACAUGUUUCUGAACUAUGCCACGCGUAAGCGUAGCAGCGGUGGAGAGCGCCCCAGUG
Molecule: messenger RNA, 4599 nt
Organism: Amoebophrya sp. A25
Lineage: Eukaryota; Dinophyceae; Syndiniales; Amoebophryaceae
Source: the annotation of a GenBank genome assembly